Molecule: messenger RNA, 354 nt
Organism: Colletotrichum abscissum
Lineage: Eukaryota; Fungi; Ascomycota; Sordariomycetes; Glomerellales; Glomerellaceae
Product: cytochrome c oxidase assembly protein cox-16
Exons: 2
Coding region: 1-354 (117 amino acids)
Biological process (GO): mitochondrial respiratory chain complex IV assembly
Cellular component (GO): mitochondrial inner membrane
Source: RefSeq, a predicted model, not a curated record
AUGGCCGUAUUCGACAGCAAAAAGUUCCAAUCCUCGGCGGCGACUAACACCUUCGCCGCCAAGUACCGAGCGCAAAUGGCUAAGAGGCCAUUCCUCCUAUUCGGUCUGCCUUUCGUGGCCGUUAUGGUUGCCGGUUCAUUCGUCUUGACGCCAGCUACAGCGAUCCGCUACGAAAAGUACGAUAGAAGGGUGCGACAGGUUACCAGGGAUGAGGAGCUGAACAUGCGUCGGUCAGCACGCAAGGUGGACAUGAAGGAGGAAUACUACCGACUUGCGGCCAAGGACAUCGACAACUGGGAGCAGAAGCGUGUCAAGCGAUUCGCCGGCGAACAUGAUGGCAUCAUUGGCGAGUAG